Molecule: messenger RNA, 2840 nt
Organism: Xenopus tropicalis (tropical clawed frog)
Lineage: Eukaryota; Metazoa; Chordata; Amphibia; Anura; Pipidae
Gene: vps41
Product: VPS41, HOPS complex subunit
Exons: 29
Coding region: 9-2672 (887 amino acids)
Biological process (GO): vesicle-mediated transport; intracellular protein transport; protein targeting to vacuole
Cellular component (GO): lysosomal membrane; endosome membrane; late endosome membrane
Molecular function (GO): protein-membrane adaptor activity
Source: RefSeq, a predicted model, not a curated record
GGUUUUGAAUGAUUCUUCUCGGAGCAUGGUAUGCUGGGAAAUGUAGUUUUUUGCUCCUUCUGGUCAUAUGGACACAGUUCCUCAAAAGAACGAUGGCUGAGAAGCAGGAGGUUGUGGAAGCUGCAGAGCAGGAAAUGUCUCAAGGAGAAUCUACAGAAGAAUCGGAGGAGGAUGAGAGUGAAGAGGAACCCAAGUUAAAAUAUGAGCGACUACUGAAUGGAGUUAGUGAAAUCCUACUAGAAGAUGCUGCAAGCUGUAUGACAGUGCAUGAGAAGUUUCUGGCACUGGGAACUCACAGUGGGAAGAUGUUUUUACUUGAUAUUCAAGGAAAUGUUACACAGAAGUUUGAUAUAAGCUCUGUCAAAAUCAAUCAGAUAAGCCUGGAUGAAAGUGGGGAAUAUGUGGGCAUUUGCUCUGAGGAUGGCAAGGUGCAGGUGUUUGGCCUUUACUCCAGAGAAGGGCUGCAUGAAAUAUUCGACUGUCCAAUUAAAAUUGUUGCUGUUCACCCUCAGUUUGGAAAAUCCAACUGUAAGCAGUUUGUAACAGGUGGCAAUAAGUUGCUGUUGUAUGAUAGAAAUUGGUUAAAUCGAUGGAAAACCUCUGUUCUACAUGAAGGGGAAGGGAACAUAACCAACAUCAAAUGGAGAGGGAAUCUUGUUGCUUGGGCCAAUAAUAUGGGAGUCAAAAUAUUGGACAUAACCACAAAGCAAAGAAUUACCAAUAUUCCCAGAGAUGACACGAGCCUUCGCCCAGACAUGUAUCCUUGUAGUCUCUUCUGGAAGGAUAACCUCACCCUUGUAAUUGGAUGGGGCAAAUCUGUCAAGGUUUGUUUUGUCAAAGAGAGGCAUGCCAGUGAAUUAAGGGAUUUGCCAAGCUGCUAUGUUGAAAUAGUUACUCAGUUUGAUACUGAAUACUACAUAAGUGGAAUAGCCCCCCUCUGUGACCAGUUUGUCAUGCUGUUUUUUGUGAAGGAAACUUUGGAUAAGUCGGACAAAAUGUUGUGUGCCAGACCACGUCUUGAUAUUCUACAGGUCCAUCCAGACUCAAGUGAGGAGAUUUCUUCAGAUGCCAUAACCGUCAGAGGCUUUCAGGAAAAUGAGUGUCGUGAUUAUCGCUUAGAAUACUCAGAAGGAGAAUCUUUAUUCUAUAUAAUCAGUCCAAGAGAUGUUGUUGUGGCAAAAGAACGUGACCAAGAUGACCACAUUGACUGGCUGUUGGCUAGAAAGAAGUAUGAGGAAGCUCUUAUGGCAGCUGAAAUUAGUCAGAAGAACAUAAAGCGGCAUGAUGUCUUGGAUAUUGGAUUAUCGUACAUAACUCAUUUGGUGGAAAAACGAGAUUAUGACAUGGCAGCAAGAAAAUGUCAGAAAAUACUUGGCAAAAAUAUGAAACUCUGGGAAGAUGAAGUCUAUCGGUUCAAGAAAAUAGGGCAACUUAAGGCAAUAAGCAAGUAUCUGCCCAGGGGAGAUUUACGUCUGAGACCUGCAAUUUAUGAAAUGAUCUUGGAUGAGUUUUUGAAAACAGAUUAUGAGGGAUUUUCAACGCUAAUUAGAGAGUGGCCGGGAGAGCUGUACAACAGCAAAACAAUUGUUCAAGCUUUAAAAGGUCACUUGAACAAGGACCCUGAGAACAGGACUCUAUUGAAGGCUCUAGCAGAAUUGCACACCUAUGAUCAGCGCUACGAUGAAGCCCUUAAUAUUUAUCUGAAACUCCGGAACAAAGAAGUAUUUGAUCUGAUACACAAGCACAACCUAUUCAGCUCUAUUAAAGACAAGAUUGUUCUUCUCAUGGACUUUGAUACGGAGAAAGCUGUGGACAUGCUUUUGGACAACGAAGAUAAAAUUUCAAUUGAGAAAGUUGUGAAUGAGUUACAGGAUAGACCGGAACUGCAGCAUGUGUACCUGCACAAACUGUUCAAAAGAGACCAUCAUAAAGGCCGGAAGUACCACGAGAAGCAAAUCAGCCUGUAUGCAGAAUUUGAUCGACCAAACCUUCUGCCUUUUCUUAGAGACAGCACACAUUGUCCACUGGAGAAGGCUCUUGAAAUCUGUCACCAGAGAAAUUUUGUAGAGGAAACUGUAUUUCUUCUAAGUAGAAUGGGCAACAGCCGGAAGGCUCUGCAAAUGAUUAUGGAAGAACUCAAAGAUGUGGACAAAGCCAUUGAGUUUGCUAAAGAGCAGGAUGAUGCGGAAUUGUGGGAGGAUCUCAUCUUGUAUUCUAUUGAUAAACCACCAUUUAUAACUGGUUUACUGAACAAUAUCGGGACACACGUCGACCCAAUACUUCUGAUCCACCGCAUAAAAGAAGGAAUGGAGAUUCCCAAUCUAAGAGACUCCCUUGUUAAAAUCCUACAGGAUUACAACCUCCAGAUCUUACUAAGAGAGGGCUGCAAAAAAAUCCUAGUAUCAGACUCUUUGUCAUUGUUAAAGAAGCUGCACAGAACCCAAGCCAAAGCCGUGCUGGUGGAUGAUGAAAGUAUUUGUGAAGCCUGCCUGUCUCCCAUACUUCCCUCAGAUGCAUCCAAGCCGCUUGGUGUAGUGGCAUUUCACUGCCGGCAUACAUUCCACAGAGACUGCUUGCCUGUUGCCAACACUAUGUCUACUCUUUAUUUCUGUAACAUCUGCUGUGCAAAAAACCGGGGACCCGGGAGUGCAAUCCUAGAGAUGAAGAAGUAAUGAGAUGUCCGGUGUUUGAUUGUAGUUCUACUAUAAAUAAUACUCAGUGUCCUCUAAUGUGUGUCUCUUAACAGCCUGUAAAUAGUUUCCCUUUAAAGCUGCCUCUGUGACAGUUUGUACCGGCCUUGAUGCUGCUUGGCUGAUAAAGAAUAAAAAACUUACACCUGA